Messenger RNA from Microtus oregoni (creeping vole), 468 nucleotides. RefSeq names its product histone H2A type 3. Gene Ontology annotation, molecular function: structural constituent of chromatin; protein heterodimerization activity; DNA binding. The record is from RefSeq and is a predicted model, not a curated record. Gene Ontology annotation, cellular component: nucleosome. The coding region runs from base 31 to 423 and encodes 130 amino acids. NCBI's taxonomy places the organism in Eukaryota, Metazoa, Chordata, Mammalia, Rodentia, Cricetidae. The transcript has a single exon.
CGUGUUACUCUUUUUGGUUAUCAGUUGGAGAUGUCUGGUCGUGGCAAGCAGGGCGGCAAAGCUCGCGCAAAAGCCAAGUCCCGCUCCUCCCGCGCCGGUCUACAAUUUCCUGUGGGCCGUGUGCACCGCCUACUUCGUAAGGGCAACUACUCGGAGCGGGUGGGUGCCGGCGCCCCGGUGUACCUGGCAGCGGUGCUGGAGUACCUGACUGCCGAGAUCCUGGAGCUGGCUGGUAACGCGGCCCGCGACAACAAGAAGACGCGCAUCAUCCCGCGCCACCUGCAGUUGGCCAUCCGCAACGACGAGGAGCUCAACAAGCUGCUGGGCCGUGUGACCAUCGCGCAGGGCGGCGUCCUGCCCAACAUCCAGGCGGUGCUGCUGCCCAAGAAGACCGAAAGCCACCAUAAGGCCAAGGGCAAGUGAGGCCCUUCUGGUCCCUAGUGCUACUUAACGGACACCAAAGGCUCU